This is a messenger RNA of Musa acuminata AAA Group (dessert banana), 977 nucleotides long. RefSeq names its product E3 ubiquitin protein ligase DRIP2-like. Gene Ontology annotation, biological process: multicellular organism development. The coding region runs from base 204 to 977 and encodes 257 amino acids. The transcript has 4 exons. NCBI's taxonomy places the organism in Eukaryota, Viridiplantae, Streptophyta, Magnoliopsida, Zingiberales, Musaceae. The record is from RefSeq and is a predicted model, not a curated record.
CAUCUUUUGCCACAAGCUUCGAACUAAGCCGGUAAGCUCACCGCCCGGUCUAAACCUUCUCCUCCGCCAUGAACCCCCCCUCCUCCUCCUCCUCCUCCUUCCCUUCUUCUUCUUCUGCCUGCCCGCUUUGUCCUACUGCUUCCACUUGGAUUUAGAUCGGUCGAUCGAUUAGAUUGGAUAGAGAUAAGGAGAGGGAAGAUGCUAUGGUCCGAGCUGGAGAUCUCCUCCGGCAACACGAGGAGUUCUCCGGUGUCUUGGUCGCAGUCUCUGCCUGCUUCGAUAAUACCAGGAGUUCUCCUCCAUCAAAGUUGAGUUCCAUGGCUGAAGAGCCGUCUGGAGCCAUGGCCCCGGAAGCGGAGGAGGAGGAGGAGGAGGGGAGGGACGAGGGAGAUGUCCCCGGUAGCUCCUCGAGGGAGUGGCUCCAAUUAGGCCUCGGCAACCCGCCGCCGCCGCCCCACGUCCGAAGGCAGCGGGUUCCGAAGGAGCUGGAGUUGUUCAGGGACAGGCCUUCGUCUUCGUCACCGUCGGUCGCGGCGACACAGCAUACGACGACGAUGACGACCAUGCCGGAGGCUGGCACUGGCAUAAGGGUGGUUGUUCCGGCGAGACAAGCCGGGGUUUGGCUCGCACUCGAGGCUGCUGCAGACCAAGGAGGAGGAGGAGGAGGAGAGGCUUUGUUGCCUCAGAUUCCAAGGAACUACCUGAGGAUAAAGGAUGGGAGUUUGACAAUUAGAUUGCUAAUGAAGUACUUGAUGAACAAGCUGGGCUUGGAGGAUGAAUCAGAGGUGGAGAUCACAUGCAGAGAUCAAGUGAUGCUUCCCUUGUGGACAUUGGAGUAUGUUAGAGAUAACAUAUGGUUCUCCGGCGACGUAGCUCCGAUGAUACUCCCUGACACGCCGAGCAUCAACCAUCUCAUGACAUUGCACUACAGGAGAGGAAAAAAGGAUGGCCAAGUGCAUGAACCUCCAUGCCGAUGA